Molecule: messenger RNA, 3498 nt
Organism: Phragmites australis (common reed)
Lineage: Eukaryota; Viridiplantae; Streptophyta; Magnoliopsida; Poales; Poaceae
Product: receptor protein kinase TMK1-like
Exons: 2
Coding region: 374-3211 (945 amino acids)
Biological process (GO): protein phosphorylation
Molecular function (GO): protein binding; ATP binding; protein kinase activity
Source: RefSeq, a predicted model, not a curated record
GGACAAUGUUUUCUAUCCGUUACUCUACACGAACACAGUCAAGUAAUCGGAUUCAAAUCACUAAUCAGAUAUAGAUUCACUUCAUCCAUACUUGAUCCAAUCAGUUGCCAUCCCUCCUACUGUUUGACCGGGGCUUGCUUGGAGGCUGGAGCGGACCAGCAGAGGAGUUCUUUCUCUCCUCUAAUCUCCCUCCUCCCAACGCCACCGUCUCGUUGCUCCCCCCCCCCCUCCUCCUCCUCUCUCUCUCCAAGAAGCAGAAUCAACCAACAAGGAGAAAAGCAGAAUCAGGCGAAGCAGGAGGAAUCCUUUCCGCCCCCCCCCCCCCCCUCUCUCUGUCUUCAAUGCUCUCCCCCUCCUUUCCGCCGCCACCCAGAUGGACACGGCCCUCGUCCUCCUCCUCGCCGCCGCGGCGCUCGUCGCCGGCGCGGCCGCGGCCACGCACCCGGCCGACCAGGCUGUGCUCGACGACAUCCGCAAGUCGCUCACCAAUGCCGACCUGCUAGGCUGGCCCAAGGCCGCCGCCGGCGACGCCUGCGCGUGGCCGCACGUCUCCUGCGACCAGUCCGGCCGCGUCGACAACCUCGACCUCAAGGGCAAGGGGCUCGCCGGCCGCCUGCCCACCACCAUCUCCUCCCUCGUCGCGCUCAAGGGCCUCAGCCUCCAGGACAACAGCCUCUCCGGCCCGCUCCCCUCCUUCCGCGGCAUGGCCAGCCUCGAGCACGUCUUCCUCAACGAAAACGCCUUCGACUCCAUCCCCGCCGACUUCUUCGUCGGCCUCACCGGCCUCCUCGAGAUCUCCCUCUCCAACAACCCGCUCAACGCCUCGUCCGGGGGCUGGACGCUCUCCGAGUUUUCCGACGACAUCGCCUCUUCGCAGCAGCUGCAGACCCUCGAGCUCGACAACUGCAGCCUCGCCGGCGCCAUACCGGACUUCCUCGGAAACAUGGGCAACCUCCAGACACUCUCGCUCACCUACAACAACCUCUCCGGCCCCAUCCCCGCCACCUUCAACGGGUCCGACAUCCAGAGCCUGCGGCUCAACAACCAGCUUGGGGGCAGGAAGCUCUCCGGCCCCCUCGAUGUCAUCGCCACCAUGACCAACCUCCAGCAGCUGUGGCUGCACGGCAACCAGUUCUCCGGCCCCAUCCCCGACGGCAUUGGCGCCUGCAAGGACCUCACCAGCCUCAGGCUCAACAGCAACCUUCUCGUCGGCCUCGUGCCGCCGAGCCUCGGGACCAUUCCCCAGCUCCACGAGGUGCAGCUCGACAACAACAAUCUCUUGGGCCCCGUCCCGCCGCUCAAGGCGGCCAAAAACUUCACCUUCUCCGCGAACGAGUUCUGUGCGGCCAAUCCCGGGGACACGUGCUCGCCGGAGGUGAUGGCAUUGCUCCAAUUCCUCGCCCAGGUGCAGUACCCCACGAGGCUAGUCAAUUCUUGGUCUGGGAACGACCCCUGCGCGGGAUGGCUGGGCGUUACCUGCCUCCAAGGGAACGUCACGGUGCUCAACUUGCCGGGGAGUGGCCUCAACGGCACAAUCAGCAAGAGUCUCGGUAAUCUGAGUGCGCUCUCGGACGUCAAGCUCAGCGGGAACCACCUUACUGGCCGAGUGCCGGAUAGCCUGACGAAGCUCGGGUCGCUCCGGGAACUGGACUUGUCCAUGAAUGACUUGUCGGGGCCAUUGCCCACCUUCAGCCUGAGAGUGAAGGUAAAUGUGACUGGCAAUCUCAACUUCAAUAGCACAGCACCAGGCACCACGCCACCAAAUGAUGCACCUAGGCCACCAACGCCUAGCACGCUAGGUUCACCAUACCAUCCAGUCAGUCCAGGGAGAGGGAAGAAGAAGAACUCAGUUGUUUUGUUGGCCACCACCGUUCCGGUCGCAUUGAGCGCGGUGGCUCUGCUAUCGGUUGGUGCCGUGUUCUUCUGCAAGAAAAGUGCAUCAGUGCCGCACCAGUCAGCCUUUGUUCUUGCCCAUCCCCGUGAUAAUUCUGAUCCAGAUAACUUGGCCAAGAUUGUUGUGGCGACCAAUGACAGCAACAGUGGUGCAUCUCAAGGCAACACGCAUAGCGGGAGCAGCAGUAUGGCUGGUGAUGUUCACAUGAUUGAGGCAGGAGAUUUCGUGAUUGCUGUCCAGGUCCUCCGUGGUGCGACCAAGAACUUUGCCCGGGAGAAUGUGCUUGGCCGUGGGGGCUUUGGUGUUGUUUACAAAGGGGAGUUGCAUGACGGCAUGAUGAUUGCUGUGAAGAGGAUGGAGGCUGCGGUGGUCAGCAACAAGGCUUUGGACGAGUUCCAAGCUGAGAUUGCCGUGCUAACCAAGGUCCGGCAUCGUAAUUUGGUGUCAAUACUGGGAUACUCGACUGAAGGGAAUGAGAGGCUGCUGGUCUAUGAGUACAUGCCUAAUGGGGCUUUGAGCAAGCAUCUGUUCCAGUGGAAACAGUCUGAGCUGGAGCCUCUCUCAUGGAAGAAGAGACUCAAUAUUGCACUGGACGUUGCUCGUGGAAUGGAAUAUCUGCACAACCUGGGCCAUCACCGCUUCAUUCACAGGGAUCUCAAGUCAGCAAACAUUCUCCUUGGCGAUGAUUUCCGGGCAAAGGUAUCAGACUUUGGGCUAAUGAAAGACGCGCCGGAUGGGAACUCCUCUGUGGCGACCAGACUCGCUGGAACCUUUGGAUACUUGGCUCCUGAGUAUGCAGUGACAGGGAAAAUCUCAACAAAAUCAGAUGUCUUCAGCUUCGGGGUAGUUCUGAUGGAGCUGAUAACUGGGAUGACUGCUCUUGAUGACAGCCAUGUGGACGAGGAAAUCCGUCAUCUGGCGACCUGGUUCUGUCAGAUAAGGAAGGAUCAGGAGAAGCUCAGGGCGGCCAUUGAUCCUGCUCUGGAUCUCACGGAUGAGAUCUUGGAGAGCAUCUCAGUGGUUGCGGAGCUUGCUGUUCACUGCACUGCCAGGGAGCCCUCCCAGCGGCCGGGCAUGGGGCAUGCUGUGACCGUGCUCGUCCCAAUGGUUGAGAAGUGGAAGCCUGUGAACGACGAGGCUGAGGACUACCUGGGCAUCGACCUGCAUCUGCCGCUUCUCCAGAUGGUGAAGAGCUGGCAGGACGCAGAAGGCAGCAUGGCAGACGGGAGCAUCCUGAGCCUUGAAGACAGCAAGGGCAGCAUCCCUGCCCGGCCGGCCGGGUUUGCCGAGUCGUUCACCUCGGCCGACGGCCGGUGAAGAGGAAGCAUCUUCUUAUCUACGAAUAAGUACAUGUCUCUCCUGGGCCUCGCCUGUUUUCGCACAGUGUUCGUGUUCUUGUAGGUAAAGAGUAAAUGCAUCGUCCAUGUGCUUCUGCUUCUGCUUCUGCUUCUGUAGAUAGAUUAUCUUUCUUUCUGAUAGGAUUGCUUUUUCUGUUAUUCCAAUCUUGAGACUGAAGUCUCUGGCUUUUCCGCGUCAUCAAGACAUGUAAUGUUUCUGUAAUUUCCUGUACCCGGAUUUUUUAUUGUUAUUUUUUGCAAAUGGCA